AGUAUGCUAUGCGGGGGACUCUCUAUAUCACCUAUGUAUAUGCUUAAUGACCUCCUGAAGCUCGUUUAUGAGGCCUCCCAGACACCCGUAACUAAGGCCUUUACCAUACAGCCCUGGAAUGGGCCACUGGGUUUCGUCAAAUCCGACACCACAACACCAACUGCCUGAGCAUCAUCUAACUUUCCGAUUGGCCCUUUCAGCCUUCACUCCUGGGCUAGCAACUGAGUCAUCCCUGGCGCAUGCGCGUCACCUGCUUCCGGCCGGGGACCGCGGUGUACCUGAUUUUCCCGCCCGGGUGGAAUUCCUGCCCUACUUUCCUCGGCUUGGGCUUCUGUGUGUGCAAUGGCUCCAGACUCGGGUUCCUUUCCCGAAGAGCCGCUCUUAAAGGUGCUACCCUUAGACGCUAGGGACCGGGGCACGCAGCGCUGUCGCCUGGGCCCGGCCGCCUUCCGCGCCUUGGGCGCACACUUGGGCUCGGCGGUGAAGAUCUCUCUGCCCGACGGCGGCUCCUGUGUCUGCGCCGCCUGGCUGCGACGGGACGGAGCAGACGGCUUUGUGCAACUGGAUCCGCAGUGUGCGAGCCCCGGGACGGCUGUGGGGGCUUCGGGGUUCCGGGGGAGUCUCAGUUUACGCAGCCUCCGCCUGGUGUCCUGCCCCUCCCUGCGGCUCCUCACCGUGUGGCCGGUGUUGCGGGAGCGGGCGGGCGCACCCGGUGCCCUGAAUCCAGCCGCGGUGCUGGAGGCGGCGCAGGAGCUUCUGAGGAACCGACCGGUCUCCCGGGGCCACGUGGUGGCCGCUCCACCGGGGGCUCCCGGGCCCGUGGCCGCGCUGCACAUCGUCAGCGGGGCGCCCAGCCCGGACCCGGCCGGGCUGGUCACCCCUCGCACCCGCAUCAGUCUCAGCGGGGUGCCUCCGUCCGAAGCGGAGCCGCAGCCCGAGGUGCCCUUGGGGGGCCUUUCGGAGGCGGCCGACUCGCUGCGGGAGCUCCUCCGCCUCCCGCUCCGCUACCCCCGCACCUUGGCGGCCCUGGGGCUAGCAGUGCCUCGCGGGGUGCUCUUGGCGGGUCCCCCCGGCGUGGGCAAGACUCAGCUAGUGCGGGCCGUGGUCCGGGAAGCCGGCGCGGAGCUGCUGGCAGUGAGCGCCCCCGCGCUCCAGGGCGCGCGGCCCGGGGAGACCGAGGAGAACGUGAGGCAGGUCUUCGAGCGCGCGCGGGAGCUGGCCAGCCGCAGACCCACCCUCCUCUUCCUGGACGAGGUGGACGCACUGUGUCCCCGUCGGGGCGGCCCACACCGAGCCGCCGAGAGCCGCGCGGUGGCCCAGGUGUUGACGCUGCUGGACGGCAUCAGUGGGGACCGCGAGGUGGUGGUUGUGGCGUCCACCAACCGGCCAGACGCUCUAGACCCAGCGCUGCGCCGACCGGGGAGAUUUGACCGAGAGGUUGUCAUUGGGACUCCCACACUUAAACAAAGAAAGGCAAUACUCCAAGUGAUUACCUCAAAGAUGCCCAUUUCCAGUCAAGUCGAUUUGAGCCUCCUUGCAGAAAUGACAGUUGGCUAUGUUGGUGCAGACCUGACUGCACUUUGUAGGGAGGCUGCCCUGCAUGCGCUCCUUCAUAGUGAGAAGAACAAGGACAACCCAGCUGUUGAUGAAGCAGACUUCCUUGAAGCUUUUAAAAAGAUUCAACCCUCAUCAUUUCGAAGUAUCGUUGGACUGAUGGACAUCAAGCCUGUUGGCUGGGAGCAGAUUGGUGGCCUCGAAGAUGUCAAACUGAAGUUAAAACAGAGUAUCGAGUGGCCUCUAAAAUUCCCUCAGGAAUUUGUCCGGAUGGGCCUGACACAACCAAAGGGAGUUCUCCUGUACGGUCCCCCUGGAUGUGCUAAAACCACCCUGGUGAGGGCGCUGGCCACAAGCUGUCAUUGUUCUUUUGUUUCCGUGAGCGGUGCUGAUCUCUUUUCUCCUUUUGUUGGAGACUCAGAAAAAGUCUUGUCUCAGGUAUUUCGACAAGCAAGAGCAAAUACUCCAGCAAUUGUGUUUUUGGAUGAGAUUGAUUCAAUCUUGGGCUCUCGAUCCAUCAGCAAAACAGAAUGUAAUGUUCAAGAACGUGUUCUUUCUGUUCUUCUAAAUGAAUUAGAUGGUGUGGGACUGAAGACUAUAGAGAGAAGAGGAAGUAAAUCCGAUCAACAGGAGUUUCAAGAAGUUUUUAAUAGAAAUGUCAUGAUUGUUGCUGCAACAAAUAGACCUGAUGUAUUAGAUGAUGCCUUGUUACGACCUGGAAGAUUAGAUAAGAUUAUCUAUAUACCACCUCCAGAUGAAAAGGGCAGGCUUUCUAUUUUGAAAGUCUGUACAAAAAACAUGCCAGUGGGGCCUGAUGUUUCCUUAGAAAACUUAGCAGCAGAAACCUGUUUUUUCUCUGGUGCUGAUCUUGGAAACCUUUGCAAAGAAGCUGCCUUGCUGGCUCUGCAAGAAAAUGGACUAGAAGCAACCACCGUGAAACAAGAGCACUUUCUAAAAUCACUGAAGACUGUAAAGCCAUCCUUAAGUCACAAGGACUUGACUUUAUAUGAGAACUUAUUUCAGGAACAAGGAUUUUCUAACUUAGAGGAUAUUUAAAAACUAUGUUACAUCCCUGACCAAGGAUUAAUUUAAGUGUAAAUUUGCCCUGUAGUUUGCAGCUUCGCACUUUUAGAGUUUGUGUGUUAUUUCAUGUAAAUAAAAAACUUCGUACCUGAUAAGCUAAAGUUCAUCUUAUUUCUAAAAAGUAUAUUAAAAUACCAUAAUUUGGGAAGAAAGUAUAUGUAGACUUUUUU
This is a messenger RNA of Zalophus californianus (California sea lion), 2807 nucleotides long. It is a transcript of the gene AFG2B, whose product is annotated as spermatogenesis associated 5 like 1. The record is from RefSeq and is a predicted model, not a curated record. Bases 343 to 2610 code for a protein of 755 amino acids. Lineage: Eukaryota; Metazoa; Chordata; Mammalia; Carnivora; Otariidae. Gene Ontology annotation, molecular function: ATP hydrolysis activity; ATP binding. The transcript is spliced from 8 exons.